Linum tenue is the source of this 1145-nucleotide messenger RNA. The record is from the annotation of a GenBank genome assembly. NCBI's taxonomy places the organism in Eukaryota, Viridiplantae, Streptophyta, Magnoliopsida, Malpighiales, Linaceae.
UUGCUUUCUCCUUUCUUCUUCCCCUUCCUCUUCCCUCUCCCCACUGUGUGAAAGAAAGGUUUCAACACUAAGCAAAGUUCUCCCCUUUUCUUUAUUGCCCUUCGUUUUCUCCCAUCUCCUCUUUUAUCUACUUUUCUCAUCUCUCUCGGCUCACCCUUUUCGAAAAGUCUCCAUCUUUCAUCAUCUCCUUUCCCCCAUAACAUUCUCUCUCUGCAGAACCCUCUGCGCCAUCAACAAACAAACAAAGAAACCCUUCUGCCUUUUUCCUCUGCAUAACCCUCUCUUCAAUCCUUUUUGUUCUCUUCUGGGUGUUUCUUUAAUUUAAUCAGCAGGGGUUCAAAAGGGUAGAAGGUUAUCUAGAAGAGAACUAGUGAAGAGUUAUGUGGGAGGAGAAACAGCCACUUAGAUCAUCUCCUUUCAGAGAAUCCCUCAAAGCCCUUGAAGCUGAUAUUCAACAUGCCAAUACCUUGGCAGCUUCUCUCCCGGGAGAUUAUGGUGGGGAUUGUGUACAGAUGAGGGUUUCAUACAGUCCAAUUGCUCCCUACCUCCUGUUCUUGGUUGAGUGGAUGGAUUACAGUUGUACUGAUGCUCUCCCGAGCUACUUAGGCCUGCUCCAUAUUCUUGUUUACAAGGUUUACAUUGAUGGAGUGCCGACUUUGUCUUCUAAAGAGAGGAAGGCUAGCCUAAGGGAGUUUUAUGCCAUUAUAUAUCCUUCACUCAGGCAGCUCGAAGGUCAGUUUGUGGAAUCAGAAGAUACCCACAAGAGAAGUCGGGGCAAUGAAGUCUUAACCAGGAAGAGAGCAGAGGACAGGAGAAGGCUAGCCGAUAAUAAUGAAUUCGAGCGAGAUGAUGAAUGUGGGAUAUGCAUGGAGAAUGGUGGGAAAAUGGUGUUACCAAAUUGUGGGCACUCCUUGUGCAUGAAUUGCUUCCACGAUUGGAACUCAAGAUCACAGUCCUGCCCGUUCUGCCGCGGCAGCCUCAAAAGAGUGAGGUCUAGAGACUUGUGGGCUCUAAUUACCAAUGGUGAGAUAGUCGAUGCUGCAACUCUAGCGAAAGAGAACCUUAGGCGUUUCUAUCUUUAUGUCGAGAAUCUUCCCCUUGUGAUGCCCGAGACCCAUGCCAUUCUGUUCGAUUAUAUGAUCUGA